AUGGCAUUGAUGUAUAAUCAGGCCCUCAGAAUAACUGUUCCCAACCCAAUGGAAGCAUGCUAUGCUGAAAGAAUUUCCUUAACUUCUUUUUUUGGUGUCCUUCGUACAUGGUUUUUGUCCAUGGUUCGGGAUGACUUUAAAUGUGGAAAAAUUACCCUAGAAAAAACUCUGAAAUUACUUGAAAAAUUAGAUAUUCGGUGCAGUACUAUUCAUGUGAAGUAUAUUUUUAAGGAUAAUGACAGGCUGAAGCAAGGAAGAAUCACCAUAGAAGAAUUUAGAACAAUUUAUCGAAUUAUUGCACACAGAGAAGAAAUUAUUGAGAUUUUCAACACGUAUUCUGAAAACCGGAAAUUUCUUUUUGAAAAGAAUCUGGCCCAAUUUUUGAUACAAGAGCAGUAUACACUUGACAUUAAUAAAAGUAUUGCUUCUGAGAUCAUUCAAAAAUAUGAGCCUAUUGAAGAAGUUAAACAAGCACACCAGAUGUCAUUUGAAGGUUUUACAAGAUACAUGGAUUCGUCUGAAUGUCUACUAUUUAAUAAUAAGUAUGAAAGUGUUUAUCAAGAUAUGACUCAUCCACUGAGUGAUUAUUUUAUUUCAAGUUCACAUAAUACGUACUUGAUAUCUGACCAAUUAGUGGGACCAAGUGACCUUUGGGGAUAUGUAAGUGCCCUUGUGAAAGGAUGCCGUUGUCUGGAAAUUGACUGCUGGGAUGGAUCACAAAAUGAACCUGUUGUAUACCAUGGUUAUACAUUCACCAGCAAGCUUCUGUUUAAAACUGUUAUCCGAGCGAUACACAAAUACGCAUUCAUAACAUCUGACUACCCAGUGGUGCUCUCUUUAGAAAAUCACUGCUCCCCUUCCCAACAAGAAGUGAUGGCAGACAAUUUGCAGUCUACUUUUGGAGACUCCUUGCUUUCUGAUACUCUUGAUGAUUUUCCAGACAAAUUACCUUCACCAGAGGCAUUAAAAUUCAAAAUAUUAGUUAGAAACAAGAAAAUAGGAACUUUAAGGGAAACCCGUGAAAGGAGAGGUUCUGAUAAGCAUGGUCAGGUAGAGGAAUGUGAAGAAGAAGAGGAGGCAGAGCAAGAGGAGGAGGAAAAUGAGGCCAAAGGACCAGAACCAUCGGAUGCUUUUCAAGAUGAUUUGGAAAAAGAGGCAGAGUCAAAAGGGGCAGUAGGAAUUCCACGCUUCAAGAAAAAGUUAAAAAUAGCUACGGCCCUAUCUGAUCUUGUUAUUUAUACUAAAGUUGAGAAGUUCAGAAGUUUUCACCAUUCAAGACUGUAUCAACAAUUUAAUGAAAGUAACUCUAUUGGGGAGUCACAAGCCCGAAAACUUUCAAAGUUGAGAGCCAAUGAAUUUAUUCUUCACACCACGAAGUUCAUUACCAGAAUAUAUCCCAAGGCAACAAGAGCAGACUCUUCUAAUUUUAAUCCUCAAGAAUUUUGGAAUGUAGGUUGUCAAAUGGUGGCCUUAAAUUUCCAGACCCCUGGUCUGCCUAUGGAUCUUCAAAAUGGGAAAUUUUUGGAUAAUGGUGGUUCUGGAUAUAUUUUGAAACCACACUUCCUAAGAGAUAGUAAAACAAAGUUUAAUCCAAAUAAAGCACUAAUGGACAGUAAUCCAAUCAUACUUAUGAUAAGGCUUAUCAGUGGGAUCCAGUUGCCUCCCAGUUAUCAUUCAUCAUCUAACAAAGCUGACACAUUAGUGAUUGUAGAAAUUUUGGGAGUUCCAAAUGAUCAAAUGAAACAGCAGAGUCGUGUAAUUAAAAAAAAUGCUUUUAGUCCAAGAUGGAAUGAAACAUUCACAUUUAUUAUUCAGGUGCCAGAAUUGGCAUUGAUACGUUUUGUUGUUGAAAAUCAAGGUUUAAUAGCUGGAAAUGAAUUUCUUGGGCAAUAUACUCUACCAGUUCUAUGCAUGAACAAAGGUUACCGUCGUGUUCCUCUGUUUUCCAAAAUGGGUGAGAGUCUUGAGCCUGCUUCCCUGUUUAUCUAUGUUUGGUAUGUCAGAUAG
Lipotes vexillifer (Yangtze River dolphin) is the source of this 2007-nucleotide messenger RNA. RefSeq names its product phospholipase C zeta 1 (gene PLCZ1). Gene Ontology annotation, cellular component: nucleus. The transcript has 13 exons. The record is from RefSeq and is a predicted model, not a curated record. Bases 1 to 2007 code for a protein of 668 amino acids. Gene Ontology annotation, molecular function: calcium ion binding; phosphatidylinositol-4,5-bisphosphate phospholipase C activity. NCBI's taxonomy places the organism in Eukaryota, Metazoa, Chordata, Mammalia, Artiodactyla, Lipotidae. Gene Ontology annotation, biological process: lipid metabolic process; intracellular signal transduction; positive regulation of cytosolic calcium ion concentration involved in egg activation.